AUGAAUACGUUGUCAAAUAUCCCGUUUCAAAUUGCAUCAACGUUGAUCCUGUUACUCUUCAGCAAUGGGAUCCACGCUCAGAAGGAAGAUAGACGCCCUCUAUCCUCACCUGAUUUAGGAUGGCGAAUCACGACCGAAUCUGGGAGCAAGUCUGCUAUCCGAGUGGUUUGUGAUUAUGGAGACACCUUCACGAAGUCCGGUAGCCAUUACACUUGCUGCCCGGAAUCUGCGACGACUCCGUGUUUGCUCCCGACAAGUUGUUCAGGCAACACCCUUCUCUUCGCUGAUGACACGACCAAGGAUUGUAAGAACGAUAUAUGCGCUUCGCUUCUCAUAUACGAAAGUGCACCAUCGCAGAAUCCACUCGGAACGCAGCUGGUCUGUAGGUAUGGUGAGCUAGGGGACAGCUCACCAUGGACAGUGUACAGGAAUUUUCCUGAGACUACUGCAUUCGAACCUCCGCCCAACCACAGCAGCAACAAGGCCUGGAUAGCUGGCGGAGUCGUUGGAGCAAUAGCUAUUGCGGCCCUCGUCGGGUUCCUGGGAUUCUGCAUUGCCCGUCGAAGAUUACGACAGAAACCAGCAUCAUCGAAAGAUGAAGACACGGUUCCUGUUAACCAGCCUUCGGUUGAUGAUAAGGAUUUUAUGUAUAAAGCUCACCAGGCGGUGGAAUUGCAUAGUUACGAUCGAGCGGAGCUUCAUUUUGACCAGAGUCCUGUGGAGCUGAAUCAUUACGGGAGCAAUGUAGUGGAAAUGCCGACGCAGCAGGAUCGGGUCUUUGUGGCGGAAUUGGACGGGGACCCCGUACGGCGGUGA
This is a messenger RNA of Histoplasma mississippiense, 816 nucleotides long. RefSeq lists its product with no specific name. The transcript has 4 exons. The record is from RefSeq and is a predicted model, not a curated record. The coding region runs from base 1 to 816 and encodes 271 amino acids. NCBI's taxonomy places the organism in Eukaryota, Fungi, Ascomycota, Eurotiomycetes, Onygenales, Ajellomycetaceae.